Acaromyces ingoldii is the source of this 1587-nucleotide messenger RNA. RefSeq names its product PLP-dependent transferase. NCBI's taxonomy places the organism in Eukaryota, Fungi, Basidiomycota, Exobasidiomycetes, Exobasidiales, Cryptobasidiaceae. The record is from RefSeq and is a predicted model, not a curated record. The transcript is spliced from 4 exons. The coding region runs from base 1 to 1587 and encodes 528 amino acids.
AUGAGUGCCGGGGCUGAUCCCUGGGCCGAUCCCGUCGUUGGUGCCUUGCCAGGUGCCGUUUCAAGCCUCAGGACGACUGGAGAUAAUCCGUGGGCAACGUCGUCACAGACAGCAUCGCCCAUUCUCGGUCAGUCAUCUGACAGCCAACACACAUCUUCUCCGAAGGCCAAAUCGGAAGGAACGGAAUCUCAGGAAUCAGGCAGAGGACAGAAGAAUUUGAGCAGCAGCGCCCUGGGAGAAGCAACCUGGGGCGAGUAUGGGCUUCCUAAGCUAGGCCAUGCGGCUGCCAAGUAUUGGCCAAUGAAGAAGGACUUCACAUCAUUGAACAAUGGCUCAUACGGGCAUUGUCCGAAGCCAGUUUGCGACACGUAUAAGCUUCUACAAGAUCGGCAGGAGGAGAGCCCGGAUCUCUUUCGAAGAACGAUGAUGAAGGAACUGCUCUUGGACUCGUGCUCAAAGGUCGCCAAGCUCCUCAAUUGCGACGCGGCUGAUGUCGCCAUGAUUUCCAAUGCCUCAACGGGCACCAAUGCUGUUCUGCGAGACAUCGUGUAUUCGACGGGAGACGCAAUUCUGUAUCUUUCGACAGGCUACGGAGCUGUGGAACGCAACAUCCAAUACCUGAUCGACACAGAAAAAAAGCGCGGAGUGGAGCUUCACAAGGUGGCCGUCCCCGUCAGGCUGCCCAGUACCCACGAUGAAAUUAUGAAAAGCUUCGGUCGCACCAUUAACGAGGCGCAAUCUCAAGGGAAGCGGAUCAGAGUUGGGGUCGUUGAUACGAUAUGCUCUGUUCCUGGCGCAAAGAUGCCAUGGGAGCAGAUGGUCAAGCACUUGCGCGACAAACAGAUUCUCUCCCUCGUUGACGGUGCGCAUGGCAUUGGCCAGAUUCCCAUCGAUCUUUCGACGGUGGACCCAGACUUUUUCGUCAGCAAUUGCCACAAGUGGUUCUAUGCUCAUAGGGGUUGCGCGGUCUUUUACACCGCAAAACGCAACAAGGGUAUUCAAAGGGCUAGUUUGCCCAUUGGUUGGGAUUACGAGAGCGAUCCAUCUCCAGAGUCCAACACCUGGUGGGCGCAGUGGGCCACUCCUGGAACGAUUGACAAUUCGUCUUUCAUGACUGUGUCCGCUGCCCUCGAUUUCCGGCAGAUGCUCGGAGGAGAAGAGAGGAUAAUGGCGUAUAAGCGAGAGUUGGCCAUCCAGGGCGGAAUCGCAGCGUCCCGAAUUUUGGGUACAAGCGUCAUGGACGUUCCCGGCAACCAGCUGACGGCGGCCAUGGUCAACGUUCGUCUUCCCAUAGUUUUCCCGCCUACCUCUUCUGGGGAAGGAAGAGACAAAGGGCGAGAAUGGGAUCCGGCGAACGAUCUCAUGUGGAUAAGAGGAGGCCACAACUACUUUUUCGAGACACAGAUGAAUGAGUUCAAGCUGGCGACAAUGGUCUUCGCUCAUGACGGAAAGAUAUGGGCGAGGUUUUCGGCAGAGGUAUAUCUCGAAGUGUCCGACUUCGAAUAUGCUGCGAGGGUUCUUCUCGAGAUUUGCAGGCGAAUCAACGCAGGGGAAGCUUUGCGAAAGGACAGUUCGGCCACUGCUUGA